This is a messenger RNA of Trichoderma asperellum CBS 433.97, 738 nucleotides long. The record is from RefSeq and is a predicted model, not a curated record. NCBI's taxonomy places the organism in Eukaryota, Fungi, Ascomycota, Sordariomycetes, Hypocreales, Hypocreaceae.
AUGGGCGCUUCCAACCACGCUUGCUUCGUCUUGGCCGCGCUGACGGCCAGCUUGAUGACUGCAAUGGGCGACAAGGGCGCUUCUCAUACCAUUGCCGCCCCCUUUGAAGUGGACCUGCUAUUCCCUCGCAACGAGACGUACGCUCCCAGCUGGCUGAUGCCCAUCGUCUUUGCGGUGCAGAAUCCGCCUCUGACCGUGCCGCCGCUGUCCGCCUCAAUCGAAUGGGCCGUCAACCCGAAUCUGCUCAGCGUUGCUGUCAACACCAUUUCGUACCCGGAAGGCGUCUGGACGCUCGCCUGGUACGUGCAGUACGAUACUUGUGGGGGACCAAGACGUGGCGAGAACUUCACCACCGUAUUCACCGUCAGCAAGUCUGGAAAGACAGUUGAUCUUGAGGCAGCCACGUCGUCUGACACUUGCGGCACCGCGGAGGCUCAAGCGUUCAACAUCACCUCUCCUGUCCAGUGUGACACGCUGGAUCCCAGUCCAACCACCAACCCAUGCGCGGCGACGAUUGAUUCUGCAGCCGCAUCCAGUAUAUCCGCCCUAGCCAGAGCCAUAGGUGCCGUCUGCACCUCUUACAGCACCAACCUCACCUGCCAGGACCCGAGACCGCCCCCCGGCCAACCUUCAGCAGCCAAUCCUCAAGUGGCAGCGGCGUCGACAUUACAUGCCCUUACGCUGCUGGCUGCAUUGGUUGCCAUGAUCCCAUCUUUACAAGAUUUAUUUAGUCCUUAA